UUUUCUUUCUUUGUUCGCCAUGUCUGCACAAUUGCCUGAAUUCACAAAAGAACAAUAUCCAGCUGAUCUGGAAUUGAAGCUAUUACAAAUAGUCCAUCGACACGGUGAGCGCUCACCUGUGAGAAGAAGACUUAAGGGUAUUAUCCCUCCUGUCUGGAACUUAUGUGCAGCCAACUCUGCCAUGUUUGCUACUAUUGCUCAGUUUGAACAGAAAAAUGAGAUUGUAUCUCGCUUAGAUGUAGCGCCCGUUGAACGCUUGGUCGAGACAAAAGAAACAGAAAGUCGUUCAGUGCCUAUCGAAUCAGGUGGAUGCUAUUAUGGUCAAUUGACGAAUUUAGGAAGAUAUAGAAUGACAACUUUGGGCCAACGUAUCCGACACCAGUACAUUGAAAAGUUAAACUUUUUACCUGAUGUGUAUGAUGAGAAAAGCAUUUAUGUGAGAAGCAGUGAUUAUAUUCGUACGCAGGAAUCUGUACAGCAGUUGGUAGCAGGAGGCCUAUACCCACAGGAUAAGCGACCAAGCGACUUUUUGUUAAAGCUUCGAAUCCGAGAUCCAAGGGAUGAUUUAAUGUUUCCUAAUCCCAACUGUUAUCGACUUCGUAAAUUGACCAAAGAGUUUAACAAGACUGUGUCGGACAUGAUGCAAGAUAAAUUCAAGUCACUUUCCAAGAAAUUGGAAAAAUAUGUUUCUGGUGUUUCCUUGGAUAGUCAUCCCUCAGCAAAUGGAAUUUUAGACACGCUUGUUGCAGCCAAGGUCCAUGGAUUCAAGAUACCUGCCGAUAUUACGGAUGAGGUGUUUGAGGAUUUAGAAGAGAUUGUGGUAAAGGAGUGGUUUUAUGGCUCUAUGAAAUCACAGGAAGUACGCCGAUUAGGACUGGGUAGAUUGAUGGGUGUAAUAAGAGAUCGUAUGACUCUUCAAGAACAGGGAAAGAACGAUCAGCUAAAGUUGGCGAUUUAUUCUGGUCAUGAUACUACUGUGGGUCCACUUUUAAUCAUAUUAAACGCAUUUGAUGAUAGAUGGCCUCCUUUUGGUAGUGCAGUUUUAUUCGAACUAUUCAAACAAAAGAAAAGCCAACAGCAUUUUGUCAGAGUUCGUUAUAAUGAAAAGACAUUAGAGUUACCCGGAUGUUCCCAAAAGGGUCAACACAAGGAUGGCGACAAGAGUCUUUGCACGCUUGAAGCAUUCAACAAAAUUGUCAAAGACCAAGUACCGCUUGAUUGGGAAAAAGAAUGCACAAUUUAAAAAUUAGGAAGUACAAAUUAAAACGAUUGGUUUUAAAAUUA
Messenger RNA from Mucor mucedo, 1284 nucleotides. RefSeq names its product histidine phosphatase superfamily. The transcript is spliced from 9 exons. Gene Ontology annotation, biological process: dephosphorylation. Gene Ontology annotation, molecular function: phosphatase activity. The record is from RefSeq and is a predicted model, not a curated record. Lineage: Eukaryota; Fungi; Mucoromycota; Mucoromycetes; Mucorales; Mucoraceae. The coding region runs from base 20 to 1243 and encodes 407 amino acids.